Molecule: messenger RNA, 1797 nt
Organism: Rosa rugosa (rugosa rose)
Lineage: Eukaryota; Viridiplantae; Streptophyta; Magnoliopsida; Rosales; Rosaceae
Product: ABC transporter I family member 1
Exons: 2
Coding region: 484-1170 (228 amino acids)
Biological process (GO): cytochrome complex assembly
Molecular function (GO): ATP hydrolysis activity; ATP binding; transmembrane transporter activity
Source: RefSeq, a predicted model, not a curated record
AAUUUCGAAAAUAAGGCAGAAAAUUUAAGAUUUUUAUAGCAAAAAUAAGAAGGUGGAAAGUUAAAAGUUUAUAUUUACUUUUACGCUUAUAAAAUGAAAAAUCAAAAGUGCCCUCACAAAAAAAAAAAAAAAAAAGGUUUUGGGUUUGGGCUUAAUAAGAUAAUAUAAUACUCUAAGCCCCAUUUGAGUGAAUGGCGUUGAGCCAUGGUGCUGCACUAUUAAGACUUCUUCAGUAGUUGUUCUUCUCUGAGUUUGUCGGAGAAAAGCAGAAAGAGUCACUUUUAGCGCGUUGUAAUUGAUGUCCAAUUGCAAUUUGACUGGAUUUCCUUGUCACAGUAACCUUUCACUUCCUCCUGCAUAGAGUGUUUGUUAGGAUUUGGUUCUGUUGGCUGGACUUAAACAUCAGCGGUAGAUCAUAAACAUUUCAACAGUCCCCUUCUGAGUCCCGGAGUUGGACGUAAUUUUUGAGUUCGAUUGAUUGCAAUGUCUCUCCGAAAGCCCCCGCUCCCUCGUCUCCUCCUCAACAAUGUCUCUUGCAUGAGGAAUGCCCAGCAGAUCUUGCGACAUGUAAAUGCCACAGUUCACGACGGUGGAGCACUUGUGCUGAUGGGCACCAAUGGCUCGGGCAAGACUACCUUCCUGCGCAUGUUAGCCGGCUUUUCUAAGCCUUCUGCUGGCCAGGUCCUCUGGAAUGGUCACGACAUCACAGAUUCAGGAGUUUUCCACCAGUACAAGCUCCAACUCAACUGGCUCUCCCUCAAAGACGCGGUCAAAGAGAAGUUCACAGUCCUCGACAAUGUCCAGUGGUUUGAAGUCCUUGAAGGGAAGAUGGGGAAUUCCCUGCCUGCUUUAGAGUUGAUGGGCCUUGGCAGAUUGGCCAAGGAGAAGGCGAGAAUGCUGUCAAUGGGGCAGCGGAAAAGACUACAGCUCGCUAGGUUGCUGGCAAUCGACAGACCUAUUUGGUUGCUCGACGAGCCCUCUGUUGCAUUGGAUACCGACGGGGUGAAGCUGCUCGAGUACAUCAUUGCAGAGCAUAGAAAGAAAGGCGGCAUUGUCAUUGUGGCAACACAUCUGCCUAUCGAGAUCAAAGACGCGACAUACCUGAGGCUGCCAGCUAGGUUCCCAAGGAGAAUGACCUUGGUAGAUAUGCUUGAUCGCUCAGACUUUUGAUUCUGUCCCUAUUCUUGUUUACACACAAAACCUGAGCAAGAAGCAAAAUUUGUAGCCAUUGCGAUUGAUUUCUAUUAUAAGACCAAAAUGUCCUUAGCCUUUCCGAGCAUGCACAUUGACCAAAAUACCCCUUCAGAGCACUAUAUAAGAGCCCUGGAGAUGGGAUUCUAGGGUUUUCAGGACGCUCAUUAGUUUAAGAUUGAGGCUUUGCUCUCAGAGAGCUUGCCCUCUCUGAAUGUCUGUGAAGCCGAUGAUUUGAACCAUUUGAUUCGUUACAACUCUCUCUCUCUCUCUCUCUCAUCAUCAUCAUCAUCAUCAUCUUCUUCUUCUUCUUCUAGCUUCUUCUUCUUCUUCUUCUUCCUCAUAAAACCGAAUGUCACAGAGGCGGUGAUGAUUUUUUACAGUUUGUAUAACUCAGACAGUGGGGAGAGGUGAACCGGUUUUCUUGGCGGGGCGACCCGGUUGUUCUUGUUGGUGAAAUGACGUUUCUGUCCUUUCACGGCCAACGACCGUGGUUGCAGCCACGGAAGGCGGCGCUGCCUUACUCUCUUGUCUGACAGAAGGCGAAUCUGAGCCUCGCCCCCACCGCCCUUUUUUAUAUUAAGUUAUAUUAUUUUUAUUUAAUAA